Nerophis lumbriciformis (worm pipefish) is the source of this 1024-nucleotide messenger RNA. The record is from RefSeq and is a predicted model, not a curated record. NCBI's taxonomy places the organism in Eukaryota, Metazoa, Chordata, Actinopteri, Syngnathiformes, Syngnathidae.
UUUCUACACGGACAAACUCGACAACGCACCACCGGAAAUAUAAUGACUUUGCAUUUUCUUGUACACAACAGUUGGCGGAAAUUCUUUAAAGGAACCGCGCAUUAGUUUUACGUCAUAAAAAGACGUAAAAUGGCCGAAUCCAGAAGUCUCUAACAAAGACUUUCUUCCUUGGAAGUUCCGAUCUUUCCUGUGAAAGAGUAGACCGACGAUCACUGUAACUGGUCGACCAUGUUGUCUUUCUUGGGUUUGCGUAAAGACUCAAAGAAGCAAACGGAGAAGGAAGCUGAUGGCGGCUUUGUUAUCAUUGGAGAAACCGUGGAAGAGCAGAGGAGGAAGAUGCAGUCAAUGAAAAUCACACAACCUUCCACAAAUGUCAUCGUCCUGCCACCAAAGUCGUGUCCAGAUCACGUUUCUACGUCCAGCGCCCCCCUGACGUCUGUGUCGUCGGUCGUGGAGGCCGCCUCACCUGUACCGGACCUCCUUGGAGACGUCCCCUUCACUUUGUCCCCAGGAGUCCAAGCCAUGCAGACGGCAUUGUCUUACAUUCCUGAUGUGCUGCUGUCCAAAGACAUGAAUUCCAAACUGGCAUAUUUCCAUUAUGACUUCACUUUAGAAAAGGCCGUUCUUCAAAAUGCAUAAAUCUGACAUCAUUGGGUUGAUUAUCAUAUUUUGAUUGACAUUUUAUUGAUGUUGGAUUCCCUUUAUGGUUCACACAGGAGGACUGGCUUUGAAAUCAUAGUCCAUCUUGCAACGGUGUCAACUUCAGACAUGGUUAAUCUGCAUGUGCAAAAAACACUAAUAUUAUUUUUAUAACAAAUACAAAACUUUACCCCUUACAAAAUAUGAACAGAAAGACACAUUAUAAAUGAUAUUUGUACUUUAACUUUGGACAAAAGAAUGUAGUAUUUGACAAAACUCUACUUUUAUGAUGAGUCACUAUCUUAUGAACACAGCGUGCCUUUACACUGUAAUGUUUGGACAGUUAUUAUUAUUGAUAGGAAUAAAGUUUGGUAAUCAACUGCAA